Seminavis robusta is the source of this 1101-nucleotide messenger RNA. NCBI's taxonomy places the organism in Eukaryota, Bacillariophyta, Bacillariophyceae, Naviculales, Naviculaceae. The record is from the annotation of a GenBank genome assembly.
AUGAGAUUCCUGGCUCUAGUAAUUCUUGUUAUCCUUGCUAACUUGGCAUCAUGCCAAGAUGAUGGCAACCUGACGGUGGUGGCAAGUACCAUGGCUGUCACGACAGAAGCACCAACCGAAGCCGGUAGCGAUGUGUCAGUUGCAGUGGAAACUGACGCUCCCAGUGAUAUGGAUGCUGAUGGUGCUGCUACGAAUGCCACCGACGAAGGUAUCGACACUGUCGCUCCCACGGAAAUGGCAACAAUGACACAAUCAUCACCAGACGGGGACGCCAACAUGGCAGAAGCACCAGAUAUGACAACAGUGGCACCAACCGAGGAAGCAACUAUGGCUGUUACCGCGGAUGCGACUCCAGCUGCAACAACUGCUGUAACAACAGCUGAAACCAUGGCCGUGACAGACGUGGAUGUGGACCUCGGGGCAAAUGGAACUGUUGUAGACGAUCUUGCUCAAGUAGCCGUGGGAAAUGUGACUCUAGAAACCGAUGAGACUGCCACGCCAACCAUAUCGCCAACCAUUUCUCCUGAUACCCAAGCACCCACAGUCAUGGCAACUACAUUAUCACCUACACAAGGGGCAACGCCAGAAGCCACUGCUCAACCAACACUUCGAGCCACACCUGCAGCAACCCCCGCAGCGACUGCAGUAGCCACUCCCGGUGCUACUCCGGGCGCCACGGCUGCUAGCACAGCAGAUGGAACCACGGGAGUACCAGUACCCGCUACGAGCCCUGGUGAAGGUACUGCAAGUCCAACCGUUCAGGUAGGCGUGGGCGACAUUACAGUAAUUGAGCCAUCGCCCACGUCUGAUCCCAAUACAUGUGCUGCGACACUUCUCAACACUGACCCGGUGUGUGGUCAAUUACUCAAGUUUACCAAUGCAGUUUGUGAUUGCUACAACUUUUGCUCUGGGCAACUCAUUGGUUGCUUGGAAUUUGGAGAACAAAGCUCAUUUAGUUGUGCAGGGGAAACUGUGGCAGGUUGUACAGCGGAUCAAAAGACUGCAUCGUCGGCUCCUCGGGGCACCCGAUUGUUAUCGUCAUCCCUGUGGUGGGGCGCUGUGGUAGCUGCAGUAGCAGCGAUACCGUCAUCAUUUUUAUGA